Molecule: messenger RNA, 1261 nt
Organism: Fragaria vesca subsp. vesca
Lineage: Eukaryota; Viridiplantae; Streptophyta; Magnoliopsida; Rosales; Rosaceae
Exons: 1
Coding region: 522-956 (144 amino acids)
Source: RefSeq, a predicted model, not a curated record
AAUCAUAAACAGCUCAUCAAAAUCAAAUCCAAAGAGUUCACAUAUAUAUAGAAUAGAAAAAAGCUCUCCAGUCAGAUCAGAACGAGAGAAACCCUUCCCACUAGAAUAAGCAAAGCAUAGGCUUUGUCUGUUCCUCCUAGUCUCUGACCAUAAAUAUCUUUCUUUUCAAUUUCAUUUCUUGGGGUUUUCAACUUUUUUAUGGGUUUUCUUCUUUGAAGUUUGAUUCUUGAUUUCGAGGCUUCUUUGGAGAGACAAUCGUCUUGAAUCCUUGAUUAGUGGGGUUUAUGUGGGUUCCUUGAAUUGUAGAGUGAAAGCUAAGUAGAGUUGGAUUCUGGUCAAUUCACUUGUUCUGGUUUCUAGGAUUUCUACAAAUUUAGAAAAAAGAAAGAAAGGAAAUUGGGGGUUUUCGGGGUUUUUGGUAUAUGAUGUUCAUCUUUCUUUAGCAUAUUAGGCUUUACAGCCCAAGCAUAGGCCUAGAUAGAUUUGCAGAAAGAUUAGGGUGAUACUUGGGGUUUUAAUCAAUGGGGUUAUCUGGGUUCUUCUUGAUUAGUAUGCUCCACUCUGGUAUAUGUCUCGUAAGUGGAGCUUUCAUGAUGUUCUACUCCAAUGAAUUCUCUGUGUUCAAUCAUGGCCUUGAGACAGCAAGUAAGCUUCAAGGGUCAACACCUCAUGAUCAACUCUUGAUCCAAACUUCAAGUUCCUUCUCGGGUUGGCUUCUGUUUGCCAUUGGGUUUCUUCUGUUCAUGGUGGCUUUUGUCAAGGACGCUAAAUUCCAGAGCUUCUUUGCUAAAGGGUGUGUGUUGCUUCACAUUUUCAUGGCUAUUUGGAGAGUUUACUUUGUGAGGGAAGUUGAAGACCUUGCCAGAGAUUGGCCUAAGCAGGUCCUCGGAGACAUCACGUUGGCGCUUUCCUGGGUUUUUCUUCUCAUGUAUUCAUGGAGGGAGAAGUAUGAUUAGUUAUGAACUGCUGUAAAUUUACUAGGGAAAGAAGUGCAUAGGAGUAAACACAUUUUUGGAUGACAAAUUGUGGUUUGCUUUUCUCAGUUUCUAGAUCAUAAUUUGCUGAAUCAAAUGUUGUAUACAUAGUAUCAAAUUCUGGUUCAAAGUAGAGGCUAGCUCAAAAUUUGAUAUCAGUUCAUUCCUUGUCAGUAUAGUUGCCUUAAACCCUUGUGUUCAUUUCUCGUUGGCUUCAUACCUUCAUGUAGUGACCUUGGUUGUAAAUUUCUAUACAUGAUAUGAAAAGGUGGUGCGAAUUGUGUGCU